AUGAUCCGACACCCCAGUAGUGUGAUUGUGGCUGGCCCGUCGGGCAGCGGCAAGAGCGAGUUAGUGGAACAAUGGUUACGGUACCUCAACGUGUUUCAAGUCAAACCCAAAAAAAUCGUCUAUGUGUACGACCGAUGGCAACCCCGGUUUGACCGUAUGCAAAAGAAGGAUGGGAUUCAGUUUCAUCGCGGGUUACCCGACCCCCGUCAUUUGACCCAAUGGUUUGGUCGGACGCGCGGAGGGGUGCUGGUGUUGGAUGAUCUGAUGGAAGAAGGGGGACAGGACAAACGAGUGUUGGAUUUGUUCACCAAAGAUUCCCAUCAUCGCAACAUCACCGUCUUGUAUUUGACGCAAGAUUUAUUCCCGCCUGGUAAAUUCUCCAAGACCAUCAAUCGCAACGCGCAUUACAUUGUGGCCUUCAAGAACCCCCGGGAUCAAACGGGCAUACGGACCAUUUUACUGCAAGCCUUUCCCGACCGAUGGCGUCAAGUCCUGCGCCUAUUUAAACGCAUCACGUCUCGUCCCUUUGGCUAUUUGAUGUUGGAUGUGCACCCGGCCUCGGAUGAUCGGUACCGCUUGUGGAGUCAUUUAACGCCCCGAGAAGGCAAGGCGCAAGUCCAUACCCUCCCCGUGGAUGUCCCUGCCGUUCGAAAACGAACUGCAACGAGAACACGCCAGAGUCCGUCGGCAAAGAGAAGGCGGACAACAACGUGACUUAUCGGUCCGCAUGGAGACCCCGACCCUCUCGCCUGCCGGGGUGGGCUCCCCCACAGCACCUCCUCCCCUCCAGGACCUCAGCAGCAUGACGGACAUGGUGACUGAAUUGACCCGACCGGUCGAUCGAGCCCAAUUGGAUCAAGAGAUUGAGGAUUUUAAUUUGACCUACCCGGUCAAUGUGGACGAUGCCUUGAACGCCUUCACCUUACCACCCGUGGCAGGCACAGGCACCACCCCGGCCACCACCACCACCCUCUGUCACCACCGCUCCCACCACGACAGCCACCCAAACCCGCCCCACCACGUCCACCCGAACACGUCCCACGGCCACCACCACCACCACCGCCAGCUCCAGACGACCCAGACCACGUCCUGUCACCACCGCCACGACCACCACGGCUCCCUCCCGUCCCCUCACCGCCCGACGCAGUGCUGGAGCAGGGACCAGGACCACCACCUCCACGGUGACGACCCCCACUGGACGUCCCACCAUCGCCGCCAAACAACCGCGACGACGUCCCCGCGUGCCGUCUCCCCCAUCCCCCGAUUCCCCCCCUCCGUCGGAGGACGAGGAUGAAGAUGAUGACGAUCGACGGCGGGGAUUAAGGCGACGGUUGGAUUUGUUGAAUGAAGAUGCUCAAGAACGGGCUCGAGGGAGACGCAUUCGCAAUAUCACGCAUACCAAUACCGUCACCACCGUGUAUGAAGAAGGAGGGCGACCUUCCGUGCGCCGCACCUCUACCCGAACCUCCAGCCCAAGUCCGCCCCCUGUACCACCCCGCCGAGGACGCGGCCGUGGCCGUGGCCGAGCCCGUGGACGGGGUCGACGCCCGUGAACAAAAAAAAGAUAUAAAACCAGGGUCCUUCCUUCUACCGUCCCAAAACCAUGUGUGGCCGAUGUCGAAGUGGUAUGGCCCCUAGACGCAAACGCAAACGCACGACGACCCGACGUCGAUCCCCUGCCAAACGACGAAGGGGUCAAGUGGGGGGUGUCGGGCCCGGUCUGCCUAUCGGGAUUCUCAAAGCCGGCUAUGGGAUCACCAAAGCCAUCGGGGAUCAUCAAACCAAGCGUGCCAUCAAAAUUGCCGACAAACGCCGACGGGAAGUGGAAUCCGGCAAACGAAAACGCUAUGCGGGGGAAUCGUUUAAUUGUUCCAUCAUGUGAAAAAAGAGUAUAAAAGACAAGAGGCGUGUCUUCUGUUGGACAAACAAGGGAUCAUCAUGCAUUGUGGUAGACGAAAACGACGCCGAAAGCAACGAGGGGGUAUCCUCCCAAUAUUCCUCAUCCCCGCUGCCAUUGCUGCAGCCAAGGCGGCAGCGGCUGGAGCCGUGAGUGGUGCCGCGGCUUAUGGCACUAAAAAAGCCAUUCAAGCCGCGACGCGCAAGAAAAAAGUGGGCAAGAUCAGUGCCGCACAAUGGGCGGCCAAUAAACGACGGGUCCAGCGGAUGUUAAGUCGAACGGGUUUGCCUCCGUUGCGAACGCUAGGGAUGCUAUAAAAGACACGCUUGGUGGGGAACAAGACAUUGUUGGAGGAUGGUCCGUGGACCCAAUGGACGUCGGCAUCGUUAUGUCUCCCGAAAACGACGUCGUCGACGCGGUCUGCAAAGCGGAGGUAGGCUACCGCUGUUGGCAAUGGCUCUCUCGCCUUUGUGGCUCAGGAAAUACAAACCCAGGAUCCGUCUUCGUCGACCGGACUAGACCACCCCGCAAGGCCAUUACGUUGUCGUUAGAGUGGACUGAGGAGAUCGAGGCCGCGUUGUGUCAGCGAUGUCGACGUCGUAUGCAACAGCAUUAUCAUGGGGAACUGUGUCGCCAGUGUGGGGCCCAAUUUACCAUAAAUAGAGCUGGGUCGUGGCAAUUCCUUAACCUUAAGCAUGGCGUGGCGCAUGGAACGUCAAGCCCCGUUCUUGAAGAGCAUCUUACAAGAAGCCAAUCAACAUAAACGACAAGAAUUGUUGUGGAUGGCGAAUGCGGAUCAGAUCAAUGCCAUCAGUGAAUUGGUGAUGAACACUCUCCGCGGCACCGUCCCCCGCUCCCGACACACUAUCACGUUGCUCAAACCCCAUGCCCAGAGUUUACGCGCCAUGGCCAAACCCGCGCAUUCUGUGAAACGACGGCGCGCCAUCAUGAUGGCUCAAAAAGGCGGCGCCCUCUGGCCUGAACUCUACCGAUGUUAUAAACGUUGCAUACGCUAGACCAGACACCUCAGUUGCACCAUGGAACCCGAGAUGGUGAGCACCACGGUGGGCAACGCCCCUGCUUUUUUACAAUUAAGAGACAAGUACAAACAAGAAUUGGUGGAAGAUACCCGCUUGACCAAAGCCGCCGAUUUGGCUGCCAAACAACAUGUGCUCCUGACCAGUGAUGCCCCCGAUGCCUGGAAACGGCCUCAACUCAAAGCCGUGAGCCGUCAAUUACGCCAUUGGACCAAAAAAGUGCGCCAACCGUUUGGGGCCCCGGCCGGUGGUGUGAGCGCAGCAGGGGCCACGACCCCGGGCGACGAUGAUUUUGAGGCGGGGCCUAUGCAAGCGUGGUUUACGCAAUUGGUCAAGGCGACCCAGGGUAUAAAACAAGGGUCCACGCCGGGUGGGCCCAGAAAACCACCUGUCCCGCCCAAACCGAACAUCACCCCCAGUGCCAAAAAGAAACUCAAGUUUACGCCCCAACCGAGCAGUGCCGAGUUGGCACACGAGUUGCUUUUUUCAGAGGAGCCUGGCACAGAACCCUGGGAUACCCCCAGUGAACGUGUGGACUCCAUCAAGAAAUCGCUCAAGCGCGGGAUUCGCAAAAAAGCCGGCGGGGUCGCCAAAAAGAAAGCCGCCGGUCUGGCCAAGAAAGCGUUGGAUUGGAAAUCGUGGAAAACCCCGUGA
Porites evermanni is the source of this 3588-nucleotide messenger RNA. The record is from the annotation of a GenBank genome assembly. Lineage: Eukaryota; Metazoa; Cnidaria; Anthozoa; Scleractinia; Poritidae.